Messenger RNA from Microthlaspi erraticum, 333 nucleotides. NCBI's taxonomy places the organism in Eukaryota, Viridiplantae, Streptophyta, Magnoliopsida, Brassicales, Brassicaceae. The record is from the annotation of a GenBank genome assembly.
AUGGCAGAUAACCACGGAGGAGCUCCUCCACCGGGAGUUUUCCACCACAGCCGGGAAUCCAGUUCAGCUCAACGUCCGGCAAGACAAAUCGGAGCUGGCGAUAUUCCGACGAUUCCAGCGAAUCGUCCCGGCAUUACCCCACCACCGGUCCCAAAUUUCAACUUCGACAUCAAGACAAGCUUGAUAAACUUGGUGGAGAAUUCCAUCUUUCACGGAAUGAAAGAUGAAGAUCCUUUGAAGCACUUGGAAAAGUUUGAUAGAAUUUGUGCUUUGCAAAAGAUCAACAAUGUCACUGAGGAUGCUCUUAAGCUCCGAUUGUUCCCUUCUCUUUGA